AUCCGUUAAGCUUCCUGUACUUGAUUAUUUACGAAACAGGACGGCUACAAUGUAACCAGGCACAAUGUGACGAUGGUGAGUCUAGUGAAGUUCAAGAUAAGCCAGGUGAUCCAGAGUUCAUCAGCUGCCUCCUAAGAAUGACUUCAGUAGUACCACAAGGAUAAGAAGAUUGCCGACUCUUAUCUAUGAUAAGCUCUCUUAAAAAGAUGUGCCUGUAGUGUAUUUUUGCACCAUAACAAGAAAAUAUGAACAUGACUCCCUAACCUCUUACUAGUUGGAAAGAGUGUAACACUUUGGACAGUGUGUGUUCAGAGCAUAAUGUCUACACUCAAAAGAACAGCAACACAGAUGAAUUCGCUUCAAGACUGCACAUAAACCACAUGGUGUGCCAGUUGCCUUUUGCAUUAUACAAGUGUGAAGCCUUUGUAGUCACAAUGCGAAUCAGUUUUUGCCAGGCUCUCUUAACAGGAGCCAUUGUGCUGAACUUGCUAAUUCUUUAUUAUGUGUCUCGGGCCCAGCAGCAGAUGAUGGAGAAGCGUCACGGGCAAGGCAAGGGUUUGAGAAAAGCCUCCCUAACUGUGUCUGGUCUAAUGGCUGCAGGCGGUCUGGUGGGAGGUCUGGCAGUGGCUAACAGAGAGAUCAGUACACGGAGUCCUCGUGUGACUGUUCUCUUACGUGAGUUUGAAGACUUUGAGAACUAUGUGGGUGAUGUGGCACGCUCUUUUUUACGGCAGAGGCCAGAUGUGCCAUUCCUUGUUGUGGCAGAUACGCUGCCUUACCCUCCUCUGACUCUACCUGAGAAUGUCCGGUUGCUGGUGCUGUCUCCUAGCCCAGAAGAGUCUCCUCAAGCACAUCGCCCAGAAUUCCAUGUGCAGACUGAGUUUGUGCUGCUAGCUCCUGAUGGGGUCGAGCUGGAGCAUGGACGACAGCUCGAGAGGCUGGUUCGUGAGCUGGAGGGGGAGGGAGGUGGGCCAGUUCGACUGGUUGCAGCCCCAGUGCUGAACCGUGCUGCUGUCCAAUGUUUGCACCUGCAGGUGAGCCUGAAGGAAUGGACUGCCACUUAUUCUUUUGCAUCAUUGGGAAGCAGUGGCAGUGUGUGCACAGCCUUGCACGGCGAUGCCGUAGUCCUCAUUCGCGCUGAGGACCUGUUUAACCUGUCGGUCCCGUUAGCACGCCCCCUUCUGUCUGCAUUGUUUAUACAGACGGCAGUGCGGGGCUGGAAGGUCAAGCUGCUGGAGGGGCCGUCGUUCUCUGCAAGCCACCGACCACUCUUCAGCUCAGCGCACAACCAAUGGAAGUCAGACAGUCGUCUGAAGGAGGCUAGCAGCCAGCUUAUGCGGAGCUUUGGCCUGAAGCGCUUGAUAUGGCCAGAUGGAAGGGAUCAGUGGUAUGGCUGCAGCAAGGAGACAGCACGAUGCUUUGGCACAGUGCAUGAUGCUACACCCGAGUAUCUGUACAUGGAGCGCUGGACUCCACCUUGCUGCUUGCGUGCCCUACGCGAAACUACAAAGUAUGUCAUCCACAUCCUAGAGAGCUCAGGUGUGCGCUACUGGCUGGAAGGAGGUAGUCUUUUAGGGGCGGCCAGACAUCAGGACAUCAUCCCUUGGGACUAUGAUGUUGAUUUGGGUAUCUACUUGGAGGAUGUACCUAAAUGUGAAUAUCUGAAGAACUUGGACUCAGGGUCACUGGUGGAUGCUAAUGGAUAUGUAUGGGAGCGAGCAAUAGAGGGAGACUUCUACCGAAUACAGUACAGUGAGGCCAACCAUCUGCAUGUGGAUCUUUGGCCCUUCUACCCCCGGAAUGGAGUGAUGACUAAGGAUACAUGGACUGAGCACAAACAGGAUGUGGAGUUCCCUGAACACUUCCUCCGGCCUUUAGUGCCCAUGCCAUUUGCUGGCAUCACAGCUUAUGGACCCAACAAUCACCGAGCGUUCCUGGAGCUCAAAUUUGGGGAAGGGGUAAUUGAGAACCCUGAGUAUCCCAACCCUGCCAAGAAAAGGCUGGAUAGAAGUCGACAGUGAGGCCAUAACUGAAGGCUAUCUGAUGAUGAACUUUGGAGUUAUAUUUUAAAGGUUUCCAAAUUUGUUUUUGAGUCUUUGCCAAUCGCAAAAAAAGGCAUUAGGGGUGUCAUUACUCUGCUCCAUGGUAUGAAAUGGUCAGAGAAUUUAAAAAAUGUCAGCAGAUACAGAACAGCUGCCAACUGAACUGUUUUUCAGGACUUGUAAUCAUGUGUCCGUAAAUUUCAAAAAGCUGCACAAAAAGGGACUCAGACCAGACUGAAGUAUCUGUUUUGAAGUAAUCAGAAAGUACUAGAGAUGGUCGUCUUUCUCUCCAAGUAAGAACAAAGUUCAACGUUCUUUUUAUUACGACAUUGGUCAAGCAGCAAGGUCAAUUUGUACACAAUACAAGUAGCAUGUGCUGGUUGUGAAUAUAGUCAAUUUUACAAAUGUCUUAACAUUUUUAUUUAAUUAUUUUUAAUUUACAUCUUAAAUACUCAACUCAUAGCUGCUCACUAAAACUUGAAGAUUCAUUUGGCAUUACAUAGAAAGUGUAUAAAUGUAUCAAGCUGAGAAGCAGCUGUUAUAUGUACUACUGAUUUUUGCACAUAUUUGUAUUUGAUAUUCAAGCUAAUUUAAUUUUAUCUUGUUUGGUUUAUUUAGUAUGUUACUAGGCAACUAGAUUUUUAAUGAGUACAUAUUAUCCCCACCUAUUCCUCAAUAUUACUGCUAUUGAAUAUGCACAAAGCUCUCAUCAUUGCUACAUCAUCGCAAUCAUUUGCACAAAUAGUUGGUUUUCUAUAUUUUUAAAAGAGUGUAAAAUUAUGUGCAAUGAAAUGUCAUGUCAAUUCAUAGGUGAAUACAAUGAAAUAUGUUCUCAUGUACACUAAUAUCAGUUUCUGUAUAGCUGGUAAUAACAUUUUAUUGAGAAAUUGGUUGGAAUAUUUACAAAAACAUUGUUUUUGUUCCUUUAUUUUAGGAACUUAAAGUGUAGCUUAGAUUAUUUUUAAGAGAAAAACUGAAACCUGUGGAAACUGGAACAAUAAAAGGUAACAAAGAA
Molecule: messenger RNA, 3057 nt
Organism: Electrophorus electricus (electric eel)
Lineage: Eukaryota; Metazoa; Chordata; Actinopteri; Gymnotiformes; Gymnotidae
Gene: fkrp
Product: fukutin related protein
Biological process (GO): protein O-linked glycosylation via mannose
Cellular component (GO): Golgi apparatus
Source: RefSeq, a predicted model, not a curated record